Messenger RNA from Cyprinodon variegatus (sheepshead minnow), 2867 nucleotides. RefSeq names its product polypeptide N-acetylgalactosaminyltransferase 5 (gene galnt5). NCBI's taxonomy places the organism in Eukaryota, Metazoa, Chordata, Actinopteri, Cyprinodontiformes, Cyprinodontidae. The record is from RefSeq and is a predicted model, not a curated record. The transcript is spliced from 10 exons. Gene Ontology annotation, cellular component: Golgi apparatus. The coding region runs from base 402 to 2744 and encodes 780 amino acids.
UGUCCAAUCAGAACGCGGAUAGAGUAAACCUCAGUUGCAACGUCCUCAUACAAAACUAUAGUGUCUGUUUAAAGAAAGUUUUUUUCAGUCGGGGAAAACACGCCGCUAGAAAAAAAAAGCUGGUUUAGGUGAGUUGUUUCCAACUUAGACGGUUUUUGUCGAACUAUCCGUCUCGGACUAAAUGCUAAAAUGUUUCCGGGUGGCUGGACGUGACCGGAGCGGGACGGUGUGGAGGAAUUAAACCCACUUUGUCGCCUGGCUGUUGUCAGCCUCUUGACUGAUAGCUCUGGCUACUGCUGGGGAAACAAUGCCACGCAGGCACUAAACUUCCUUAAAGUUCGCUCCAUUUCGAGAAUGAAACUCAUGUAGGGUUUAUUUAUUUAUUUAUAUUUAACCUGAAAAUGAUGAAGGUACGAAGAUACCUGCGGGGCAGUGGGAGGGUGCUGGCUUUCGUGUUUGUUGCUUCUGUCAUCUGGCUGCUGUUUGACAUGGCAGCUCUGCGCCUAUCCAUAAACGACGUGAACAGCCAGCUGCUGAGGGAGAGGGUGAUCAGAGAGAAGGAGAUCAUGAUGAUGAAGAAACAACAGCAGCAGUAUAUUGGCUUCACCCAGCCUAAGAGGAGGGGGUUCAAACAUCCAGUGCAGAGGGUGACACAUCCUGGGAAAGUGGAGCACAACCCAGGCAUCAAACUGGACCAAGUCUACAGACAUGAGCUGGAUCCAAAGAUGGAGGUGAAGAAAUCUAACCAGGGGCACGAAGGUCAUGUUCUCAGAAGUGACAAAAACAAAUCUGAUUUAUCUAAAGAAAACAAUGGAGGAGGCCUUCCUAAGAAGAAGGCUGUGAACUUUGAUUUGAAAGUGGCGGUGGCCAAUGUGACCCAAAUGCAGCGAGCUUUCAGGACAAGCAAAAAUGUUUUAAAGGCAGACCUUGAUAAAGCUGCUAAAUCUACACACAGUCCUUCAGACAACAAGGAUUCAAAGACGGGUAAAAAGGUGGAGGAGGAUCUUGUUAAUAAUGGCGUAAAAGUGAGUCAGCCUAGAGCAGAUGAGGCACACCCUGUUAAGACAAUAUCUCAGCAAACACUCGUAAAGGAUGUAGAUAGAAAGGAGGAGGUGAAACUUUCUUCCAAGCCUGAUGUCAACCUCAUGUCAGGAAAUCAUUCCAGCCCUGUCAGAAAGCCGGGGGUCCACAAAGUGCUUUCUCUAGAUGCGACCAAUUCUCCCAGAGACCCCAAUGCCGUCGGCCAGUUCGGCCAGGCGGUGAUCCUCCCCGGCAGCAAAGACGCGGAGGUGAUGAAGAGAUGGGACGAGGGUCAUUUCAACGUCUACCUCAGUGAUCAGAUCCCAGUGGACCGGGCCGUUCCCGACACCAGGCCAGAAUCCUGUGCACAGAGUCUGGUCCAUGACGAUUUGCCCAGCACCACUGUGAUUUUUUGCUUUGUGGAUGAGGUGUGGUCCACGCUCCUUCGCUCUGUGCACAGCGUUCUGAACAGAUCUCCACCACACCUCCUCAAGGAAAUUAUUCUAGUGGAUGAUGCCAGUACUAAAGACUAUCUGAAAGAGCAGCUGGAUAAGUACAUGUCACAGUUCCCCAAAGUGAGAAUCGUUCGCCUCAAAGAACGUCAGGGAUUGAUCCGAGCCAGACUAGCUGGAGCAGCUGUUGCCAAAGGUGAGGUUCUUACCUUUCUCGACUCCCACAUUGAAUGUAAUGUGGGCUGGUUGGAGCCGCUAUUGGAGAGGGUCUAUUUGGAUCGCAAGAAGGUGCCUUGUCCAGUGAUUGAAGUCAUCAGCGAUAAGGACAUGAGUUACAUGCUUGUUGACAACUUCCAAAGAGGGAUUUUUAAGUGGCCUUUGGUGUUUGGCUGGAGCCCAGUACCAGAGAACGUCAUUAAGAAGAACAACAUGAAAGAUACAGAUCCAAUCAGGUGUCCAGUUAUGGCAGGGGGCCUUUUUUCCAUUGACAAAAAGUACUUCUAUGAGCUCGGUGCCUAUGACCCUGGUCUGGAUGUGUGGGGUGGAGAGAACAUGGAGAUUUCAUUUAAGAUCUGGAUGUGUGGAGGAGAGAUUGAAAUCAUCCCCUGUUCUCGUGUGGGACACAUUUUCCGAGGACAGAAUCCCUACAAAUUCCCAAAGGACCGGCAGAAGACAGUGGAGCGUAACCUGGCAAGAGUGGCUGAGGUUUGGCUGGAUGAGUACAAAGACCUUUUUUAUGGCCACGGGUACCAACACCUGCUGGAUAAAAAGGUCAUCAACAUUGGUAACCUGACAGAGCAGAUUGAGCUGAGGAAGAGACUCAAAUGCAAAAGUUUCAAGUGGUACCUGGAGAACGUGUUUCCAGACAUGGAUACUCCUGUUGUCAAAGCUGAGGGCCUGGUCUUUAAUCGUGGCUUGAGAAAAUGCCUUGCACUGAAGAAAGAUUCAUUGUUCUUUGAGAUCUGUGAUCUUAGCAAAACGAACCAGCAAUUUAAUUACACCUGGAUGAAGAACAUCCGGCAGCAGAACCUCUGUAUUGGGUCUCAAAACUCAGGCAGCGGUUUUGCUUUGCUGCCGUGUGACAACACCAAACAUGAACUCCGCUGGUUCUACAAAACCUCGCACUCCACUCUUACGGAGCACCUCAUCUCAGAGUUUGUUCCCAACAUGUGCCUGGAAGCAGAACCUCAGGAUGACUCGGUUCGUCUACGCCCGUGUCAACCCAGCAGCGUCUUCCAAAAGUGGGAGUUCACCCAUUACUACGUAAAAUGAUGAGCUUUAAAAUACUCUGUGGAAACAACUAGUGGCACUACAGCCUUGGACUGUGAUCCAGCCACCAAAACGUGAUGGACUGGAGGAAUACAGAAGCAGAUUUCUGAAAGAUAUUUGUAUAAA